Ramularia collo-cygni is the source of this 1773-nucleotide messenger RNA. RefSeq names its product related to hxB protein. The transcript is spliced from 8 exons. Lineage: Eukaryota; Fungi; Ascomycota; Dothideomycetes; Mycosphaerellales; Mycosphaerellaceae. Gene Ontology annotation, molecular function: molybdenum cofactor sulfurtransferase activity. Gene Ontology annotation, biological process: molybdopterin cofactor metabolic process. The record is from RefSeq and is a predicted model, not a curated record. The coding region runs from base 1 to 1773 and encodes 590 amino acids.
AUGCAGCAGUCGCCGAAGAACAGACGAUCCGUCCAUCCUGUGGACCUUUUGCGAACGCUCGAGUACCCUCAGCUCGCGGGUAAAACGUACCUCGAUCAUGCUGGAACGACACUGUGGGCGAAGUCGCUUAUAGACGAGUUCGCUCAGCAGAUGGGAUCAACGCUAUAUGGCAACCCACAUUCCGAACAUGAAUCCUCGAAGCGAGCAGAGACAAGAGUUGAGGAAACCAGACGAAAGGCUCUACAAUUCUUCAACGCCGAUCCUGAAGAAUGGGAUCUAGUCUUCACCGCGAAUGCCACGGCUGCGAUUAAGCUUGUGCAUGACUGUUUUCGGGACAGUGCGGAAACUCAAAGACGAACGUGGUGGUACGGAUACCACAAAGACGCUCACACAUCGGUCGUUGGACUUCGUGAAGGAACCCGAACGCAUCGAUGCUACCGCUCGGAUAAAGAGGUCGAACUAUGGAUAGAGGCCCGUGGGCUGGGAGGAGCUCAGCCGCGGGAUAUCGGUCUGUUUGCAUACCCAGCCCAGAGCAACAUGACCGGUCGACGACUACCUCUUGACUGGCCAGGUCGUAUCCGCGACCGAGUUCGGGCAGAGGUAUUCACUUUGCUGGAUGCAGCAGCACUGGUCUCGACUGCUCCCCUUGACAUCGGAGCACUUUCCGAAAAGUCAACUGCUCCCGACUUUGUGUCUCUCUCUUUCUACAAAAUCUUUGGAUUCCCAAACCUUGGCGCUCUCCUGGUCAAGAAGUCUGCGAGUAGGAUUUUGCAAGGCCGCAAGUUCUUUGGUGGUGGUACUGUUGACAUGGUGAUCUGCAUGAACGAUCAUUGGGUGUCGAAGAAGAGUGGCGAGGUCCAUGAGGUCCUUGAGGAUGGCACUCUUCCUUUUACGUCCAUCUUUGCUCUUGACAUUGCAAUUGACACGCAUCGCAAGAUAUAUGGAGACUCACCCAUGCAAUACAUCUCCUCACAUACAUCACGCUUGACAAGACUGCUUUUCGAGGAUCUUAUGACUUUACGACAUUCAAACGGCACCUCAGUUAUCCAAGUUUACAACGACAACAGCGCCAGCUACGGGGAUUCCGCAACACAGGGCGGAACCAUCGCACUCAACAUCCAAAAGCCAUGUGGAGCAAUCAUAUCGUAUCAGAUUGUCGAGAAGGAAGCAAACGCAGCGGGGAUCCACAUCCGAGGAGGCUCGCUAUGCAACCCAGGAGGAGUAGCAUCUUACCUUGGCUGGCAACCCGAGGAACUCCUAGCCGCUUAUGACGAAGGACACAGAUGUUCCAAGCCCAUCUCGGAAAUGUUUGGAAAGCAGCUCGGAGUUGUGAGAGUAUCCCUGGGAGCUAUGAGUAACGAGCAAGACAUUGACACCUUUGUGCGCUUUGUCCAAGAGACUUAUGUCGAUCGAGUCUUCGUCGAGGACCAACCCAAGCCGGUAGCAGUCGCGAUGCCGAUGAUGACGGAUAUGCCAAUGGGCGCCCCAUUCGCAGCAGCAGCUCGACCGCCAUCGUCUAGAAGCAUGGUCGCCCCUAGAGCGGCGCAGCGCAGCGAUAUGUCGGGCACGGUGAUGCAGGUCGACAACUACAAAGACGAGUACUUUGUGUCGAGGAAGAAGUCAUCGGAUUGGAAGCGUAAAAGCUUCGAAGUUCCGGGCAGCGUCAAGAGCAGAGGCAGCGCCAUGAAAAGAUUUGGGUACUCGCUCCGGAACGCGAUGCCGAAAUUUCAGUCGGAUAAUCUUUUGAAUCGACAGGCUACUGUUGUAGAGUAG